This is a messenger RNA of Chenopodium quinoa (quinoa), 675 nucleotides long. RefSeq names its product UDP-glucose 6-dehydrogenase 1-like. Lineage: Eukaryota; Viridiplantae; Streptophyta; Magnoliopsida; Caryophyllales; Amaranthaceae. The coding region runs from base 1 to 675 and encodes 224 amino acids. The record is from RefSeq and is a predicted model, not a curated record. Gene Ontology annotation, molecular function: oxidoreductase activity, acting on the CH-OH group of donors, NAD or NADP as acceptor; NAD binding. The transcript has a single exon.
AUGAUGACUGAAGUUGAUAAUCAAAUUGAGGUUAAUGUUGAGGAUGUCACGAGGGUGAUUAUUACUGAUGUAAGGAUUGGUAAUAGAUUUUUGGAUCCAUAUACUGAUGUUGGGGGCCUAAAUUUAUUAAGGGAUCUUAAUGUACUUCGGUUUAUAGCCCAUCAUUACAACUUGGAUGAUCACGCAAGAUUUAUUAGAUAUGCGAUUGCGGCUAAUGAAGAGAGAAUGACUUGUCAUAUUCGCAAGAUGAAGACCUCAAUGAUUUCAUUCAAGGGAAAAACUUUAGCAAUUUUUGGGAUUGCAUUCGAGGAAGGCACUAGUGAUAUUAGCUAUUCUCCGGCUGUUUCAAUGUGCAAAAAGUUGGUAAAGUAUGGUUGUAAUUUGAGAAUAUAUGAUCCUUUGGUACCUGAAGCUAUCAUUAGAGGGGUUUUCCCAAUAGUAAAUAGAGUAACUAUUAUGGGGAAAACUUUAAUACUUGUCAAGGAACUCAUGCCCUCUGUUUUUUCACUCGGAGUGCUAAAUUCCAAAUUCCAACAGAUGGAUUGGGGUCCGGCUCGUCCCUUAAUGGCUCAGGGUACACAAGUUUUCAUGUUUGAUUUUGCGCGCAAUGCUUUUAUAGAUGUUGUCAUUGCACAAGCCGAUAUCACCAUCGGGUUUCCUCAUUUUUUUGAAUGA